AUGGAUUUCUCAGAAAAUAAUGUGAGAAAUUACAUUACAACCAAACUCCGGUCUAUUAAUGUCAAUGCGAAUGUUAAGAAGAUGUUGAAUUACUUUAUGCGAAUGAAAGAGAUCAAUCCAAACUUCUUUUAUGCAAUAAAUAUUGACGAUGAUUACAAGUUCAGUUAUGCACUCUGGUUAGAUAUAAGGUGCAGGGCAUCGUAUGAAUAUUAUAGAGACGUGGUGUCAUUUGAUACCACAUACAGGACAAAUAAGCAUGGAUUACCGUUCGCAUCCUUUGUCAGUGUCAAUCACUAUGGAAAGUCUACUCUUCUUAGCUGUGCUCUACUAAGGAACGAGAAAAUUCCUAGUUUUGAGUGGGUGUUCACGCAAUGGGUAAAAUGCAUGGGAACUGCACCACAGGGAAUCAUCACAGAUAAGUGCAAGACCAUGUUUGGUGCAAUUAGGAAGGCCCUAUCCCACACUCACCACCGAUAG
Messenger RNA from Arachis stenosperma, 477 nucleotides. Its product is annotated as protein FAR1-RELATED SEQUENCE 6-like. The record is from RefSeq and is a predicted model, not a curated record. Gene Ontology annotation, biological process: regulation of DNA-templated transcription. The transcript has 2 exons. Lineage: Eukaryota; Viridiplantae; Streptophyta; Magnoliopsida; Fabales; Fabaceae. The coding region runs from base 1 to 477 and encodes 158 amino acids.